Molecule: messenger RNA, 1230 nt
Organism: Penicillium cataractarum
Lineage: Eukaryota; Fungi; Ascomycota; Eurotiomycetes; Eurotiales; Aspergillaceae
Product: FAD-dependent oxidoreductase
Exons: 3
Coding region: 1-1230 (409 amino acids)
Molecular function (GO): FAD binding
Source: RefSeq, a predicted model, not a curated record
AUGGCGCCCAUCAUCAUUAUUGGAGCAGGCCUUGUGGGCUUGACUUUAGCACAGGCAUUGAAAAAGGCUGGAUUUGAGUUUGAAAUCUACGAUAGGGAUAACAGUCUCGAAGAGCGCCCGGCUGGAUGGGGAAUUACCAUGCACUGGGCACUUCCUGCGCUUGAAUCUUGCCUCCCUGCACACGUCUUCAGUCGACUCUUGUCCAUUCAAGUGGAUCCCGCCGAGGGUGGAAAAGAGAAUGACUGCUAUCGCUUUUUGGACCUUGAAACAGGUCAAGACAAAUACCGUUUCCCCUCAUCGACUCACUACCGACUUAACCGAAAGGCAUUUCGUCAACUUCUUAGCACUGGGCUUGACAUCAACUGGGGAAAGCGAUUCACAGGAUUCAAUCCUACCGAAGACGGUGUGCUGGUCAAGUUUGAUGAUGGCUCCACGGUAGAGGGCUCCAUGCUUCUUGCUGUGGAUGGCAAGAAUAGUCGCACGAAACGGUUACUCAUAGGUGACGAAAAGGCCAAGCUGAAUCCGCUCCCUGUUGCUUUUGUGGGAAUUAGUCUACGCUUGUCACCUGAGAAGAUGAAGCCGUUUCGAGAUAUACAUCCAGUACUUUGGCAAGGGACGCACCCAGGCUCCGGGUACUAUCUCUUUUUCUCAAUGUUGUCAACACCGCAGAGCAAUGGAAGUGCCGGAACAGAUGACGAGUUUUAUGAGGGCCAAUUCAAUAUGAGCUGGCUUAUCGACCGAAAUGGGCCAUUACCAAAGUCGCCGGCAGACCAGCUGGCUCGCGUCAAGCAGGCAGCUGCGAGUAAUACUGGUUUCUUCCCCAGCCUACGCCAAGCUAUCAUGGACAUACCAGACAAUAGUCCCAUGCUUGAGAUUAAGUUGGAAGACUGGCCCACCGAGAACUGGCCUUCAAUUGAAGGAAGAGUGUCACUGGUUGGCGACGCCGCUCAUACAAUGACAAUGUAUCGAGGCGAAGCUGCUAAUCAUGGUAUCUGUGAUGCUGCACGUUUGAGAGAUGAACUGGUGCUUUGGAGAGACGGCAAGCAAUCUAAAGAUCGAGCACUGGAUAAGUACCAAAUGGAAGUCAAGAGUCGCACUCACGACGCAGUCAUAAUGAGUCGCUAUGCUUGUCUUGACUGUCAUGAUCUUAACUCCCUCAAAGUGGACAGUCCGGUUUUCCAGGUGGUCGGGUUCAAUGCACUAGCGAAGCAAGCAAGGGCAUAUAUUUGA